This is a messenger RNA of Thelazia callipaeda (thelaziosis nematode), 1692 nucleotides long. Lineage: Eukaryota; Metazoa; Nematoda; Chromadorea; Rhabditida; Thelaziidae. The record is from the annotation of a GenBank genome assembly.
AUGUAUUUUGCAAUUAUUGCGUUAUUGUUUACAAGAUUGAAUGCACGAGUUCAAAAAGACGAGAAUGUAUCAACAUUAUUAUUGACAAAUACAAAUGCGCAUAAUCCGGGUAUCUACAUGCGAUUGAUGUCUACUGGUCUUGCAUAUCUACGUGAAAUAGGUAUGAAAGUAGUAAAUGAUGAAAUAUUGCGUAUCCAAUUACCAACAAUCACGGAAGUUAUUGAAGCUGGUCAAGUAUCAAUUUACAAUGCUUAUGUGUCAAAAUACUGGUCGCCACCGGAAUACAGUCUAGAAUUAUCGCCUCCGAACAUGUUCACCUGGUCAAUGGCUAAAAUGCAUAUCAGAGUAGCAGGUGACUUUGAAGCGACGAUUACUGGGCCACUAUUGAUUCCAUCUGUACCAAUUCGUGGACAAUUCGAGACUUUAUUUGGUCAUGUAAGCUUAACAAUAGCUGUCAGAUUAGCUCGAACACGAUCAGGUGCCCCAAUGGUACAGUCUACAUAUUGUGGCGCUGAUGUUGGUUAUGUUGAUUUGAAUGUACAAAACACCGGGGUCAUUACGGAUUUUUUUAUUAAUACUUUCAAAGCCUUCAUUAUUGCUAAUUUCAAACCAAUCGUGGAAGAUCGAAUAUGCAAAAUGAUAAAAAAUGUGAUUAAUAAAGAUAUGAAUUAUAUAUUAUCUACAAUGCCUCUUCAGGUAAAUAUUAAUGAAAAUUCAAUCGAUGUCUUAGGACAAUCAUUUGGAAUUCCAGCUAGGAAACCAUUUGGCAAGUUAGGCGAAGUUAACAUCGCCAAGAAUGCUAGCAUAAUGAGCAUUGUUACUCGUUUACGACAAAAAAAUCUCAUACUAGAUUAUCGACUCAUUCGCGAUCCAUUCAUCGCAUACGGUACUAUUGAAAUAGUAUCACGCGGAGAAAUUUCUUGGGAUGGCAACGGUGGUACUCCUUUCAACCCUCCAAAUAUUUAUAUUCCUCCACCAAACGGUGUCCACAUGGUGGAAUUUAUUGCAACAGAUUAUAUAAUUAAUUCGCUCUUGUUUCAUGCAUACAAACAAAAAUACUUAAAUUUUGUUAUUGGUCCUGAAUCAAGUUCAUAUCUUAAGUCACUUCUGUUAACAACAUGUGAUAGUGGUUACUGCCUUGGAGAAUUUCUUGGUGAAUUGUCGCGGCAGUAUCCAGAUCGUGAAAUUGAAAUUCAUUUUUUGACUAAAAAGUCUCCAUUGCUUGUUUUUGUUGAAAAUCGAGCACGAUUUCGACUUCAUGGCAGUAUAAAUAUGUAUGUCAGACCACGAAAUGCCAGUCAAAUCAAAUUGAUGAUUAUUCGAGCUGAUACAAGAAUGACAUCAAAUAUCAAUUUAUGGCUAAAUCAGACACGAAUAGUUGGUAAUGCUUCUAUAGAAAAUCUUGAUUUUAAACUGCUUGAGACUCGUGUUCAAGACGUAGAUCAAGCAACAUUUGGCGACCUUGGUCUUUUUGGUGCAGGAUUUUUAGAGCAAUUAUUAGGUGAUAUCUUGCAAGUUGGCAUCCUUAUGCCAACAAUGAAAGGGAUUGUAUUGAGAAAUCCGAGGUUAUCACUGCAUGAUCGCUUUUUGAAAGUACAAACGUAUUUUAGAUUAGACGAGCGUUUUGCUGGUAGAUUAAUUCAGGGUGCUGUAAAGCAGACAUUUAGGAAUUUUAAUAAUGUUGCUGGUUAA